CGAAGUCACUUCGUACUUGGAAAGGAAGAUCGUUUCAAAAUGACUAAACGUGUGAGCAUAUUCGCAGCCUUUGUAAACGUGUUGGUGGCCUCUUCGAUGGCUGCAAAAUGUCCCGGAAACGCAAACUAUACUUUGACAUGGAAGGCCUCAUGGACUCGUGAUAAUCAUCCCAAUACACCGCUUCCAAGCGGUGCACAUUUCUCGAAUCUAAUCGGUUGUACUCAUGGAUCUGAUUACAUAAUGUGGCGGAGAGGAAUGAAUGCUUCUGCUGGUGUUAAAUCAGUGGCAGAACUAGGUCAAACUGGAACACUCAAAGCCGAAAUAGAAGCUCAGAAGUCUACGGGAAAGGUGUGGCAGCUCAUUCUGCCUGGGUAUGGCCUUGGUGCAGUAGAGGAAAGGACCGGUAUUCCAGUCAAGGUUACCUCCAACUUUUCAAGGGUGUCUCUGAUCAGUAUGCUCGCUCCAUCCCCCGAUUGGUUCAUAGGAAUUGACAGCCAUGAUCUCUGUGACAAUGGCCAAUGGCGAAAGACCUGGGACGUCACCAUGUUACCACCGUAUGAUUCAGGCACUGAUAGCGAGCCUACGUUUAUUGGCGAUCAACCAACAGUGCCACCUGUGCCAAUCUUCCGAAUCAAUCACACCAUGGAGGGUCCUUUUAAGGCCAAUAAUCCCAUCAAAAGCCUGGGGGAGUUUCGAUUCAUGCUUCAAGUGGAGACGGACAACUCCGGGAAGGAGAACUCGACCGAGAAGGAGAACUCGGCCGGCAAGGAUUGGGUUAAUUCGCUUAUGAUCGUUAUUGUUGCUUCCAUUCUGGCAUUUUUGCUUUAGGGUGCCAAAUAAUUUAAGUUUUUUUUUCCGUGUCUUAGUGGAGUGGAGUUUUUGGCCUUUUUCCUAGAGAGCUGAAUAGAAAACAAAUAAACAAAUGCGAUUCAUUUUCUUGAGUCGCAGAUUCCAUUCACUGUGAAAAGUUAGGGCUGGUCAGCUGUGAAAAGUUUUACUUGAUUCAGUAACUGUGGUUUCUUUUGGAAAACGUUGCAAGUUUCAUUCCCCUUCGAUCUUCCUCCAUGCUUGUCACCGCAUUUAAGUAAAAAUUUUCACAGAUUUUU
Messenger RNA from Pocillopora damicornis (cauliflower coral), 1106 nucleotides. RefSeq lists its product as uncharacterized. Lineage: Eukaryota; Metazoa; Cnidaria; Anthozoa; Scleractinia; Pocilloporidae. Gene Ontology annotation, cellular component: extracellular matrix. Gene Ontology annotation, biological process: cell adhesion. The record is from RefSeq and is a predicted model, not a curated record.